This is a messenger RNA of Theobroma umbraticum, 1864 nucleotides long. Its product is annotated as 7-deoxyloganetic acid glucosyltransferase-like. NCBI's taxonomy places the organism in Eukaryota, Viridiplantae, Streptophyta, Magnoliopsida, Malvales, Malvaceae. Gene Ontology annotation, molecular function: quercetin 7-O-glucosyltransferase activity; quercetin 3-O-glucosyltransferase activity. The record is from RefSeq and is a predicted model, not a curated record.
CCUCCAAUUCCAGUCUCGUGGAUCAUAAUCAGAUAGCCGACAAUACUGUGUGGAGCCUCAUGUCUGCAUGUUCAGAUAUUGAUGUUUCCUAGAAGUUUUCUACGUAUAUUUGGGUGUUAUCAUCCGGAAUUGAGCAACCAAUAGCCCAAAGCAAAUUAUUGUCAAAUAAUGGAGCAACCAGAACCCCAGGUUCCUCAAGUAGUCUUCUUGCCCUGCCCUUUCCAGGGCCACAUCAAGCCCAUGUUCAGGCUAGCAGAACUUCUCAGUCAUGCCAAUUUCCGAGUCACCUUCCUAAACACUCAACGCAACCACGACCUUCUCCUUCUUUCCUUGGACAUUCCAGCAUUCCGUCGCCAGUGUCCUAAUUUUCAGCUCUUGUCCUACCCUGAUAAUGUCCCACUCGGUCUUGAUCAACACAGACUGUCCGAACAAGGUUUUGUUGACUGUUUGCUCUCUAUAAAAGCUGCGGCGAAGCCAGCUUUGAGUGAGUUGUUGGAGCCAAAAACAGGGCGGCGGCCUCCCACGUGCAUCAUAGCAGAUUGGCUAAUCAUGUGUUCUUCCGCCCUGGAUGUUACCAAGGAGUUUGGGAAUAUUCCUGUCUUCGCCUAUCAAGUAGGGUGUGCUCACUACAUGUGGAUGGACUUUCAUCUCUUGAAGCUCAUCGAAGAAGGGGAAGUUCCAUUACGAGAUAAAGAUAUGGACAAGCCGGUCACUUCCAUUCCAGGAUUGGGAAUGUCUGUUCGACGCCGGGAUCUAUCAGGUUUUUGCAGGCUUGACGCAGCUUGCAAACAAGUCAUAGAAAUCAGUACUAAUUAUGGAUCCUCAGCUGUGUCUCAGGCAUAUGGUCUGAUACUUAACACCUUUGACAAACUCGAAGCCCCAGUAAUCUCUAAACUUAGCUCCUUUUUGCCUUUUAAAAUUUACACCACUGGUCCUUUGCAUGGUCUGCUUAAUAACUAUUGUAUUAAGAAUUCAAAUCCUUUACAUUCAAUCAAUGUUACCAUCUGCAAAGAAGACACAAGCUGCAUUACAUGGCUGGAUGCUCAACCAUCGGGAUCAGUCAUUUUUGUUAGCUUUGGGAGUUUGGCAAGUUUAUCUCGCAGCCAAAUCCUUGAGAUUGGGCAGGGUUUACUCAAUAGCUGCAGGCCUUUCUUGUGGGUCAUUCGACCCAACCCCAUUGUUGGACAACAAGAAGAUGAUUCAAGUCCAGGACAAAUCCUAAUGGAGCUUGAAAACAUGUCGCCGGAGAAAGGGUUGAUAGUGAGUUGGGUGCCUCAAGAAAUGGUCUUAGCCCAUCCGGCCGUCGGAGGGUUCUUGACCCAUAGCGGAUGGAAUUCAACCCUGGAGAGCAUAUACGCGAGGGUGCCCAUGAUUUGUUGGCCCACGGGUGCUGACCAGCAAGUCAACAGCAGAUGUGUGAGUGCAUUAUGGAGGAUUGGUUUUGAUAUGAAAGAUACAUGUGACAGAUCAACGGUUGAGAAACUGGUGAAUGAUCUAAUGGAAGAUAAGCGAGAUAGUAUAAUGAAGUCAAUGGAUCCGAUUGCAAGACGGGCAGAAGAGAGUGUCCAGGAAGGUGGAUCUUCGUAUUGCAACCUGCAGCGGUUGAUUACUGAUAUACGGUCACUCAUUCCUACGUAAUGUUGCUAGCAAAAGAUUACCAAGCAGCCUUAAAAUAGUGUAAGAUGGAUCUUCGUAAUGUUGGCAAAGGGAUACUUUUGCUGUGUGGUUUUCUUGUAAAGCCUGGAUUUAAAUUGAUAUGGGUCUAUUAACAACUUAAAAUCUGGUGCUGUUAUUGUACUCUUACAGGAAUUUGAUUUAAAUCUCUGUUGUGUUGAAAUGAAAUGUCUAUUUUUCAAAAAAAAAA